CCCCUCCACCCCUCCAACACCUGCCAGGUACGUCGCCGAGCGCUCCGUCGCCGAGAGGAGAACGCACAUGGACGAUAUGGAGGGACAUGCGCUGACGCUGCCCGCAACUCUGACGCCGAAAACGCAAACGAAAUGUCGAAACUGGUCCCUUAUUCCUCUCACUCGGUCUCUGCCGAUCUCCGGUCCGCGCGCCGACUCGCUGCACUGUGACCACGACACGACGACGACGACGACGACGCCGACGACGACGUCUCCGAUGAUAACGAUUGGUCGCUGCUCUUGUUGUGCUAUGCCUGAUCCGAUGAUAACGGCCCACGAUUGACGCUCUCGUUUGUCACCUACUGUCACCGGCCUUAUUCCAACCGACUUUAAUCGACUCCUACAGCCGUCAAAACAAGCAUGGACAAGGACAAGCUCGCCAAGCUCCAGGCUCAGGUCCGCAUUGGCGGCAAGGGCACUCCCCGCCGCAAGCAGGUCAAGAAGUCGGUGACCUCGGCGCAGGGCGACGACCGCAAGCUCCAGGCUGCGCUCAAGAAGCUCGGCGUCUCGCCCAUCACCGGCGUCGAGGAGGUUAACAUGUUCAAGGAGGACGGCAACGUGCUGCACUUCGGCGCCCCCAAGGUCGCCGUCCACGCCGCCCUCCCCUCGAACACUCUCGCGGUCUACGGCCCCGGCCAGACCAAGGAGCUUACCGAGCUCGUUCCCGGCAUCCUCAACCAGCUUGGCCCGGACUCGCUUGCCAACCUCCGCCGCCUCGCUGAGUCGUACCAGUCGCUUACCCAGCGCCAGGCCGAGGCCUCCAAGGGGAAGAAGGACGGUGAGGUCGGUGACGAGGACGACAUCCCCGACCUGGUGGAGAACUUUGACGAGGCGGAGAAGAAGACGGCCGAUCUCGAGGAGCUCGAGUAG
This is a messenger RNA of Cutaneotrichosporon oleaginosum, 909 nucleotides long. RefSeq lists its product as uncharacterized. Lineage: Eukaryota; Fungi; Basidiomycota; Tremellomycetes; Trichosporonales; Trichosporonaceae. Gene Ontology annotation, cellular component: cytosol; nascent polypeptide-associated complex. The record is from RefSeq and is a predicted model, not a curated record.